Liolophura sinensis is the source of this 6737-nucleotide messenger RNA. RefSeq names its product centrosomal protein of 120 kDa-like. Gene Ontology annotation, cellular component: centrosome. Gene Ontology annotation, biological process: positive regulation of centriole elongation; interkinetic nuclear migration. The transcript has 22 exons. The record is from RefSeq and is a predicted model, not a curated record. The coding region runs from base 133 to 3177 and encodes 1014 amino acids. NCBI's taxonomy places the organism in Eukaryota, Metazoa, Mollusca, Polyplacophora, Chitonida, Chitonidae.
AUGACGUCACAACAUCACACCAGCUGUCCGUCACUUCCGGGUGUCCUUCGACAACAAGUAUGGCGGUCGUUUUCAAAACUGUGUGCAUCUUGUCAAAUUUUUGAAAUAUUUGUGCGAUUUUGAAGUCCAGAUAUGACAAUGGGUGAAAAGGAUCGAUUUCUUGUGGUUGUUUCGGUAUUAGAAGGGAGAAAAUUCCCAAAGAGACCAAAGCAUCAGGUAAUUGUUGAGGCUCGAUUUGAUGGCGAAUUGUUGGCCUCUGAUCCAGUCGACCAUGUGGAAGCACCGCAAUUUACUCAGGAAUUGGCCUGGGAACUGGAUAGAAAAGGGUUACAACAACACCGUCUACAAAGGACCUCUAUUAAAGUCCAGUGUUAUGCAUUUGACCCUGCCACCUCCUUGAAGGAAGCCAUUGGUUAUGUUGUAUUAGAUUUGAGAUCUGCUCAAGCCAAGCAGACAAACAAAUGGUACCCAUUGCUACAUUCAAAAUACCACAAACUUAAGCCGGAGUUGCGCCUGGGAUUGUAUCUGGAUGAGGACAAGCCUGGAGAUGAACAGCCAAGUUUUAGGGCUAAAGAAGCCCCAGCUAGGCCAGUUAUGGACGAGAGCCUUGUUUCAGUGACUGGAUCAGACUUGAAGAACCUGAAACCAGUGCUGAAUGAAGCAGAAGGUUUUUAUCAGCUGGGAAAUCCCAAGCGCUGCUCUGAGCAGUUCGUUCUCUCCAUCACUAUAGCCUAUGCUUCCAACCUCUCUCAGUUGAUCCCUACAACAAUGCCACUGCCGGCCAGUACAAAUGGAUACUUUUUCUACUAUUCCCUAUUUGGCAAUGAUGUGACAAAUGAGUCAUUCAGUGACCUCCUGAACCCGUCAUUCCCAGCAGAGAGAGCCUCUGUAAGAAUACGCAGCUCGGUUGACAUGUUACGAUCAUUCUUCUCAAGUCAACCAGGGGUCCAGUUCCACCUGUGCUGUGGUGACCAAUCUCUGGGCAGUUGUGAAGUGUCUUUGAACCCACUCCUUAAGAAAGGCAGCACAGAAAUCUAUAUGAAACCAGUCUCCAUUGAAGGUUCAUUCCAGCUCAUACCCCCGAACCGCCUGAAGCAGCAGAUGGCCCCAGUUGCCAGUGACCACGCCCCAGUGCUGGGGGUAGCUAUAGUCCUCAGGAAAGAGGACCUGACAUUACCCCCAGGCAGUCCUGUGAAGGAGACUCCCCAAACACAAAUGUCAAAGAUGACGCAGUCUCCUGAGCAGAGGCAUUCCUCUCCUAAACAAAGCCCUGUGUCAAGUCCUAAGGAGAAGACGAAGGCUGUAAGGAGCCCUCCACGACCUCAGCCCAGAGAAACAGACCAGUACUCAGAGGAUAAAACAGAAGAUGACCUCAGCAGUUUACAGGGAGGCCUGGAUAAAGCAGAAGAGGCUGCCAAUGCAAAAGAGAAAAAGAAAAUCAUAGAACCGACAAACAAGGGAGGUUACCCUAAAGCUCAACCCACUGGAUCAGGAGUAUCAGUAACGGAUUCAGAGAGCACCACCCAGCAUCACAUCUCCAUCCCUCCUCAGUCUCAUCACUUCAGCUUCUCUCUAGACUUACGCAGUGUCAAUAAUGUUCAAACAACCCACCCCAUCAACAUCUUCCUCAGGUAUACCUACCCAUUUUUCGGGAGUGCUGCCCCAAUCCUGACUCACCCAGCAGUUGAGGCUAGGAGAGGCUGUGAGGUAUUACUGCCACAAUCUCUCUGUGUGUUUGACUUUGCAUGUACAACACCACAGCUCCAAGAAACAUUCUUGAGGGUGCCCCUGCUGGUGGAAUUGUGGCACAGAGACAGACAGCUCUCGAAAGAUGUCCUGCUUGGGGCAGCUCGUCUUCCUUUGGGUAGCCUGCUAACUGCUGAGAAGUCAAGAGUUAUGCAGAAGGACGCAGGUUCCUCAGGGUGGAGACAGGUGCACAGUGACAGGGUACCAGUGACGUCUUCUGAUGGCAAGCCAUCAACAGUAGCUGAGGUGACAUUUGUUUUGGCUUUGGAGGACUGGGGACCCAUCAACAGUGAGCAAAUUGUAUUAGUCAAUGAGGAUUCUGAGUCGCAGAGCUUGGGUCAGGAGAUACAGGGUAAAGCUAGCAGUACAGCUGUCAAUUCUUCCCCACAAAAACCGGUGACAGAGCCACGUGCAUCUGCUGAGUAUCAGGCAGCCUUGGAGCUAGAGAUGUGGAAGGAAACACAAGAACAGCUGUUUGAAAAACAAUUGAAAGAAAAAGAGACGUUGUAUAUGAGAGCUUUGGCCGAGGAAUGGAAGAGAAGAGACAAAGAAAGGGAGUUACUGACAAAGAAAAGAAUAGAUGAGUACAAUGCAUUGGAGCAACAGCUCAAGAAAACCAUCGCUGACCAGGAGAAAAGAGAACGACAACUCACAGCAAAUGAACAAGAAGUGAUCAGGUUAAGAGAUGAUUUACACAGAGAACAUAAUCGCAAACUACAGGAGAUGAAGGACGCCUCACAUCGUCUGAAGGAGGACUGUGAUCAUCAGGUGGAGAUGGAGAGGGUUAAAUGUCGAGAACUAGAGCAGCUGAUCACUCGUUAUAAACAAGAGUUAGCAGAUGCCGAAAAGAAGUAUCACAACCUGGAGAGGGAAAUGGCUGUGUUUAGAGAGCAGCAGAGUAACAAACCAGAAGUGCGUCUGCAGUCUGAGAUCAAUCUGCUUACUUUAGAAAAGGUUGAACUGGAGCGGAAAUUGGACUCCAUUACUAAAUCUAAGAUCCACUACAAGCAGCAGUGGGGGAGAGCUCUGAAGGAGCUGGCUCGUCUGAAGCAGAAGGAGCAGGCUGCAGCCAGGGCACAGCUGAAACGACAACAACAGGAGCUGGAGCACAUGAGGCUGAGAUACCUGGCUGCUGAGGAGAAGGAGGUGAUGAAGGGGGAGAAGGAAGAGCUGGAGCAUAUCAAGAACGAACUCAACAGGCUACGUAAGUUAGAGGAAGAGAAGCAGGCAGAGCCUGAUGUUACAGGUGGAGGGCAGGUGAAUGGGAUAAAGUCCUUCAGCCUGGAUGGAAGCAUAGAUGAGCACAUCACGCGGCUCAUAGAGGAGCGGGACACUUUACUGAAGACUGGCGUGUACACUAGCCAGGACAGGAUUAUUGCAGAGUUAGACAGGCAGAUACGGGAGGCUAUUGCCACGAAGUCUGGCAGCUAGUGACAUAUUUUUACUGAGUUAGCUAUGGAAAUAUGGCAGACAGGUGCCAAUAAACUGUCAGUUAAUACAGGAUCGUUGCUGAGGUAGGUGUGUGUACUGAAAACAGUUGCCUGUAAAACAGCUAGGCAGAUAUCUGAGGCUCUUAAGUGUUAUGAGAGGCCAAUAAGUCUGUUGGGUUAAGCAGAAUGCUUGCCAGAGGGUUUGUUCAUAGUGAAGACAUGAUGUUGGAUCGUGUUGCCAUAUAGUUUCACGUGUACAUGGGUGACAAGAUGCCACUAGCACUGAUGAACAGCAGAUCUGACAAGCUGUUAUUUGUCAGUCUAGACAGGACCCGUGAUGAACUGUGCCAGCAGAUCUGACAAGCGGUUAUGUGUCAGUCUAGACAGGACCCGUGAUGAGCUGUGCCAGCAGAUCUGACAGGCUGUUAUGUGUCAGUCUAGACAGGACCUGUGAUGAACUGUGCCAGCAGAUCUGACAAGCUGUUAUGUGCCAGUAUAGACAGGACCCGUGAUGAGCUGUGCCAGCAGAUCUGACAGGCUGUUAUGUGUCAGUCUAGACAGGACCCGUGAUGAACUGUGCCAGCAGAUCUGACAAGCUGUUAUGUGCCAGUAUAGACAGGACCCGUGAUGAGCCGUGCCAGCAGAUCUGACAAGCUGUUAUGUGUCAGUCUAGACAGGACCCGUGAUGAGCUGUGCCAGCAGAUCUGACAGGCUGUUAUGUGUCAGUCUAGACAGGACUCGUGAUGAGCUGUGCCAGCAGAUCUGACAAGCUGUUAUGUGUCAGUCUAGACAGGACCCGUGAUGAGCUGUGCCAGCAGAUCUGACAGGCUGUUAUGUGUCAGUCUAGACAGGACCCGUGAUGAGCUGUGCCAGCAGAUCUGACAGGCUGAUACGUGUCAGUCUAGACAGGACCCGUGAUGAACUGUGCCAGCAGAUCUGACAGGCUGUUAUGUGUCAGUCUAGACAGGACCCGUGAUGAACAGUGCCAGCAGAUCUGACAGGCUGUUACGUGCACAUGUAAUUGUAAAUCCUUCAGAUAAAAAUGGGACAGAUACGGCAGAUACGGGAGGCUAUCGCCAAGUGACAAACAGAAAUGGCAAAUUUUUUUUUGAGCAUGUAUGAGUAGAUGUGUGAGUGAGAAGAGUUACUUUACUGCGCCACAUUGUAGAUACAGAUGAUUUGGAUCUUCAUAGUCUGGUUACAGCAUUACAAACAUUUGUUUUGAAGCACAUAUAAAUCUUUUGAGACAAGCAUAACUCUGAUUAAGGUUAAGGCUCAAAGGUACAGGCUAAUCACAGUGGACGUGACAGUCACAAGCACAGAUACAACAUCAGAAAUAGGACAGUGAUAAUGAUUUCAGAAGCACACCCUAUCAGUGUGCUCAAAUAGAAUUUGUUCUGUGUCUCUGGCAACUCACCUUAUGUGAUCAUUGAAACUUUCUUUGAAUGUUCUGCCCUGAAUUAAAAAUAAUAUAAAGUGCUGAUGUUUCUGGUGUGGUUGUCAUGUCCAUUGUGAAUUGCACUUCAGGGGCACGUAAACAGUCCACUCAUAUCCAGACAGUCUGAACAGAUAAUCCUGCAGCUCUGUAUCUCAUAAGCUGAGAGCAUUCACUGAAACUGACGACAUGUGGCUAAGAAUUAGGGCACUUCAAUAUUUAAAAGUAUUCUAGUGUAGAAAUAUAAUUAUACAAUUUGAAAAGCUGUCCUAAAGUUCAUUGGUUCAGAGCACUCAUUCACUCAAAAUGUGUAGGCCCAGUGAAGCAUACAUAUAAGGAUACAUUGGGCUACUUGUAGAUGACUCGCCAGGAAACUAGAGUAUCAUCCAGGUGACUGAGCUCGUAUGUUAAGUAUUUUCCGUUGACAGAAAAUUUGUUCAUAGUUGAAGUGUCAACCAGUGUCGGUCAGAUAUAGAAUACAGUCCACAAUAUAGCCAAUUUAUUGACUUCACUUUCUGCCAGCUGGAUUGGAUGAUUGGUUGUCAGAUAGAUGAAAACUUGAUUGAUUCCAAGUACAUGUACAUUGUCUCACUUCAGAUGUUAAAUUUAUCUCAUAAAGCUGAUAUGAUUGGUCACAGUAUGCUGUAUUCUUGCUGCCGAGAGAAUGGCAGGUGUUGUCAGAGAGAUUCUUCAGCCUUUAGGUACUUAUCCUUUAGAAUUUCACUAAAUUUUGGAUCAUUUCUAACAUUGAUUUGAUGCAAAGAUAAGAAAGCAGGCAAGUCAUACGCUACAGUGGUCUUUUUGUUGAAACUUCUGUUGUGAAUCAAGGUGUAAAAAUCAUUGUCAGUGUCAUCAGAACAUGUUCAUCGUUUCCUUCAUCACUUAUAUUUUAUCUCAGAUGAGGCACAUUACGAGCGCAAAACUUAUACUCUAGUUUUACAGAAAAUAUAUUUAUUGUACUUAAGUAGAAUAGAACUUUAUUUGAGCUUGUCAAAGGUUUCUUGUAAGAUUUUAACUUAUCAGUGACAAAAAAGGAUGGUUUGAAAAGCCUGCAGAAGUUCCUGUGUGUGAUUUCAUGAGGAUGAUAUCAGCCGUGGUGUGAUUUGGGUUAGGAUGAGACUCACCCAUCGUUAAGCAUUUUCAGCUAAGGCUCAUCAGUUCUGAUUUUUCGUGUUUUCGCCCAGAUCUGUGUAAUGUUGACCUUGUGGUUUCUGCUUUCACAUGUUCCACAGGUCUCAAAAGGCCAAAUUUCCACAUAAAUGCUGUUUUGAAGGCAGGGCAUAGUAUAGUUCCCAUUACUCAUGUGACAAGUAUUCAGGCUACUACAAGGCUUCAGUCUUGUCUUAUGUUUAAAUGUUAUAAGAUGUUGAUCCAUAAAGCCCUGAAGUUGUGUGAUACUCCCAAAUCAACCAAAUCAAGUUUUAAAAGCACUUUAUUUGUCUGCAAUAAAGGUGAGGCAAUGGAGAAGCUAACCAUAUAAACUAAAGCUGUUUUCCAUGUGUUGCUCUUGGCAGUUUGUAUUACUUUGUCUUUAGAAUACUUAACAAGUACUGUGCACAAAUAUUGUAGCCUCACAUAGUACUAGGAUGUACAAUCUCAGCUGUGGACAUACCUUUCACAGUGGGACUGGUUCCCAAUGAUGUCUGUAGCUUGUAAAUUUAAAAGAUAUCCCCUAUAUAUGAUCUACUUUACUAAUUUUUAUGGUUUCAUUUGUUAUCAAUCGAUAAAUGGCCUGUAAAUUUGAAAGAUAUGAUAUUGUUUCAUGUGUAUUUUAGUAUAUAGCUCCAGAUCACUUAUCAUUUCAUGAGUUGUACUGGUAUUUGUUUUACUAUCAACAAAUGCUUUGUGAGAGACGACCUUUACUGGUAUAAGCACAAUGACUAUAUUGGGGUUGUGUGAUAUACUAUUUGUGCUAUGAUACCCAUUAUCAGCUGUCAAAACUCUGUUCUGCUGUAUUCACUACCAGUAUGAAUGUUUAUAUUGAACAUUAAUUUUUAUAUUUAUUUGUACAAAUAUGUAUGAUAAGUUGUUGCUCCCAGGCAGCUAUCAUCAUACCUUUGUACAGUGUCUUUGUACAGUCCAUUUGACAGUAACACUAAUAUGUGAAAUAAAAUUCAGACGUUUUU